This is a messenger RNA of Cladocopium goreaui, 2201 nucleotides long. The record is from the annotation of a GenBank genome assembly. Lineage: Eukaryota; Dinophyceae; Suessiales; Symbiodiniaceae.
UGCAUGUGCCCAAUGCCAUGGCGGCCGAUGUGACUGUUCUUGGUGCGGGCGUGAAAGGUGACGAGGAGGCGCCUGUCGAGCUUGAGGGCGGAAGUUUGCUUGAGGAUGGUGGGGUGAAGCAGGAGGCGUAUUUUCAGCCCAACUUUUGUCGAAGUGUUAUUGCUUGGUGCUUUUCGCUGCUGCUCUUCUGCAUUGUCUUGAGCAUGUCGAGGAUCUUUGAGCUGAGCUCGAAAGUCUCCACGAACGCCCAAGUCUGGGUGGAUGUCAUAGCGGCCAUGUCUCACACAGCACCCCCUGAGUCCGCUGCCAUCUUAGCAGCCAGACGCCGAGAUCCAUCCAGCAUUCCCGAUGCCACUCUGUUCUCUACUCCCUGGCUGGUCCAUCGAUUUGCGAAAGCCGGAGUUUCGCCCCAUAUGUGCCUCCAGUGCCUUAUGGUUGGAACGUUAUCGUUGAAAGUCUUGGAACUACAAGUGGAGUAUGCCAGACGCCAUGGCUAUGACCUCUACACCUAUAUUGAUGACUCUGAGCUAAGUGACAAAACACACGAAGUUCAUUUUUGGAAGAUGAGAUCAACACAAUAUUUGAUAGAGAGUGGCACGACUGGGUGCGACUACAUUUUUUGGAUGGAUUCAGAUGCCAUUAUCAUGAACAUGUCCUUUUCUCUGGAAAAUCUCAUCCAUUGGGACGGAAUGGAAGACACUGACAUCGUGUUGGCGGCGGAUACUCUGGCCGCGAAUCUGGCUCAAAGUCUUUGGAAGUUCAGCCGAUUCACGCACCAGAUUUUGGAAGAUUCAUGGAACAUGGGCAGUUUUGCUCCUCUGGUAGAGACGGGGGCCUUUAAUGCAAUCCUCGGAGGAUGCCAGCCAGAAAACAGUCCAGAAGAAAAGGACGCUUGCUACAGACAUAUGGAUGUUGGCUGGCACAAUCGCACAUUUGCACGGGAACAUUUCUAUCCAGGAGACAAUAGAAAAAUCAAAGAACUGGUGGUGAAUAAGAGCUUGCUGCCCCACAUAAAGUGGGUUCCCAAGCGUGCAAUCAAUUCCUACCCAUUUGGUUAUUUUGGAGGUCAAUACCGCUGGGGUGAUCCAGACUUUAUAGUGCACUGUCCCGGCGGCAAAGGGAAGUCCGUGUUUUUGCCGCAAUACAUCGAGCGGGGCCUGUUGAAUGCCGGCCUGCCCCCUGAUCCAGCGGCAGACGCCCGCAGAGAUCCCAGUGGUGUGCCAAACGCCACCAGCAGUACCAGGCCCAGGCUCACCCGAAGGGAGUCGACCCAACUGUUGAUUGACAAGACGGACUGUGAGUAUAUCUUCUGGUUGAGCGUCGAUGCAGUCAUCGUGGACAUCAACUUCAAAAUUGAGAGCUUGAUCAAGUGGCAAGGUGCCAGCGACACAGAUCUCGUAGUGGAAGAAGGAGUGGACACGGUAGCCAAACCCCAGCGGAAGGCCAUCUUACCCACAAAAGAAGUAAUCUGGACCCUGGAAGAAGUAGCUGCGGAAUCAGGUCCGACCCCGGCUGGUAGUGGGGAGAACAUGAGUGCCAAGACUAUCCUUGACCAGUACAUCCGUGGAGUGGUGAGAUUCCAGACCCUCCAGGAAGAAGGAGUGGACACGGUAGCCAAACCCCAGCGGAAGGCCAUCUUACCCGCAAAAGAAGUAAUCUGGACCCUGGAAGAAGUAGCUGCGGGAUCAGGUCAGACCCCGGCUGGUAGUGGGGAGAACAUGAGUGCCAACACUAUCCUUGACCAGUACAUCCGUGGAGUGGUGGGAUUCCAGACCCUCCAGGAAGAAGGAGUGGACACGGUAGCCAAACCCCAGCGGAAGGCCAUCUUACCCACAAAAGAAGUAAUCUGGACCCUGGAAGAAGUAGCUGCGGGAUCAGGUCAGACCCCGGCUGGUAGUGGGGAGAACAUGAGUGCCCACACUAUCCUUGACCAGUACAUCUGUGGAGUGGUGAGAUUCCAGGACGAUGUCAGACGGGAGCUGGACAUGGAGGUCCUUGACACGCCAGAUCAUCCUGUGGAGGAUGCAGCAAUGACAGGAAGCCACUCCAACAAGCGGCGCCGGACGCCCACAACGGCAGGGAGCCUAGGGACGUGGCAACUGAUCCGGGAUGACCAACAACUUCCACCCCCACUGGGUCCAUUGCGGGUGGUGUCAUCCUCGAAGAAAUCUACUUGGAUGACCGGCGUGGUUGCUAAGUAG